Molecule: messenger RNA, 4539 nt
Organism: Acytostelium subglobosum LB1
Lineage: Eukaryota; Evosea; Eumycetozoa; Acytosteliales; Acytosteliaceae
Exons: 6
Coding region: 1-4539 (1512 amino acids)
Source: RefSeq, a predicted model, not a curated record
AUGGAUAGUGGAUCACCACUUAUCCUAUUCCUCAUCAUCAAGUUGUUGGAAUUGAUUGGAUAUACAUUCUCAAUCAUAUGUCUUCCAAUAACAUUAUAUUGUAAAUUAGUAUUGUUAAUCGUUGCCCAAGAAUCUAGCAUCAAGGAAUCUAAAGGCUUUCACUUGUUUAUUGCAUUGCCGCGAUUGUUAUUGGUGUUGCCAUUCUUCCCAUGGUCAUUCUUGGCAUUGUCUGGCCUUUAUGGAUGGUUGAUCAGCCUGGCCAUCAAGGACGGACGACUGUUCAUCCCGUUCGUCAUUGGCCUGGGCGCAUUGGCCGUCAACAUCAUUGGUUUCAUCUUCACCUGCUACAAGUUCCCCUCGGUCAAGCCCAAGUUUGGCGCAUACUUCAAACAGGUUCUGGAGGCGCUGGCCGACCUGUUCGCAUUCAUCGCCUUUGUCUUGUCGCUGGCAACAUUCAUCCGCGUACCCUUCAUGAUAUACACAGUGUUUAGCGCACCCUAUGAAGGACCCACCCGCAAGAAGAAGACUGUGCGCAAGCAGCUGUACACACACAUGGCCCUCAUACUGCCCGACCUGCUGUGUCUGCCGCUGCUCCUCAUCGAGAUGCUCUUCUUCUGGCGCUUCAAGUCGCUGCGCACACAUGCACACAACAAGUCAGUGGUGUUCUCAUUCCAACUGCGCUUCCUCAUCGUGCUGGAGUUCUUCAAGCUGUUCUGGGACUUCUUUGUCAUUAUGUGCUCGAUACUGUUACUGCUCGUGCCUUAUCGCAUCCCCAUCGCGUUCCGCAAGGCACGCGCUUCCAAGACCAUGGACGACGCCAUGCUCAAGAUCAUGAAACAGGUGCUGUGGGCGCUGCUCGACCUGCUGGUCAUACUCCUGUACGUGCUGUUCAUUGUCAGCACUCUGUAUCGCAUCUACAUCUCGAUCAAGAAGAUCAAGGGCCAGACAAGAGCAAGCGAUCGCCGCUGGAAGGUGUUUGAACAGAUUGGCCUGGUGUUCCUGGACCUCUUCAUGCUGUUCUGCUCGCUGUUCAUCGUGAUCACGGUAUACCGCAUACCCAUCACUUAUAGGAAGCUGCGUCUGGACAACGCCAACAACUUCCAGAUCACAAUCAUCAAGCAGUGGCUCAAGCUGAUGCGCGACAUCCCCUUCAUCGUCAUGGGCAUGUUUGUGACGCUGCUCGUAUGGCGUGCCUUCUUCAUGUGGCGUGAUAUUGGCGCAGAGCGACGCCACUCACGCAAGCGACUGAUGGCCGCCAAGCACUUUGGCAUGUUGUUUGUCGACAUCCUCGACCUGCCAUUCGUGCUGUGCUCGCUGGUCAUCCUAGUUACAGUGUGGCGCUCAUACUUCUUCAUCGUGGAGUUCCCCACUGGUGUGAGCCGAUGGAGACAGCGCGCAUAUGUUAUGAAGACAUUCCUCAAGCUGAUCAUGGAUAUCCCCACCGCAAUUGGCUUCCUCAUACUCAUGGCCACAGUCUACAGAGCGCGCGAUACAAUCCGCAUGCUCAAGACUGCACGCAUAUUCACAGCAGAGCGACCGACCAGCAAGAGCAGCAGCAGUGGUGCCGAGCUCGAGAUAUCUGCACCAUCAUCCACCAACUCAUCGGUCCAAUCGAUGGAGAUGGGCGACCCCGAGGACAACCCAGCGCCCACCACCACGCUGGCAACCGCCGCGCUCAGCUGUCACCUCAUCAUUGGCAAGCAGUUCUUCCUACUUAUCGUCGACAUCCCAUUCCCAUUGUUGAUGCUGUUGACCCUGUGGCGUCUGCCCAUUGUCAUCCGUCGCAUGGGUGAGCUGGAUGACCCCGACCGCAAGUACGCCCAGCGUCGUCUACUCAUCCUGCGCUACCUGCUCUUUGUUCUGCUCGAUCUGCUUUGUCUCAUCCCUGUUCUCUUCAUCCUGCUGACGAUGUGGCGCAUUCCAUCAUUCAUCAAGAUGGUCAAGGAGUACAAGAGAGGUGAUAAUGAGCAUCGCGACAUUGCCAAGCUAUUCCAAAAGACCCUGAUGGACCUACCAUUCGUCCUGCUUGGUAUCAUGACACUCAUAUUCCCAUGGCGUGGCGUCAACCUCAUCAAGGCAGUUUACCGCGAGUCCAAGUCCGACUACGAAGCACGUAUGCUCGCACUCCAAUACUUUGCCGUCCUCUUCAUCGAUAUGCUCUGUUUCCUUUGCAUGAUAUUCAUAUGCCUUGGACCUUGGAGAAUACGCACUGCGAUCAAGUUGUACAGGGAGGAGUUGGAGCCACAGAGCACAAACAGAUGGAAGCAUACCUAUGCAUUCUGCAUCGCAUGUCUAUGUGGCGUGGCACUCAUCCUCAUUGAUGUGUUGGCAGUCAUUCAGACAUUCUUCAUUACAUUGCUGGCAUGGCGAGUUCCAAUCACUAUCUCAGCGAUCAAGAAGGGCAAGAAGGAGCAGGAUGAGAAGCAGAAGCCAUUCGGUACCGCCGAGCUCUACGCCUAUAUCUCAUUCUACUUCUUGGAGACAUUGCGCGAUAUCCCUCACCUAGUCUUUGCCCCACUCAAGCUCGUUGGUCUAGUAUUCCUACCCUUGCACUACUACCUCUCCAAGCGUACACAGUCUCCAACCAACUCAUUCCUCAACAUACCAUUGAAGUGGUUACACGAGCUCUCUGUUCAAUGUAUGACAUACCUCGAGUUUGACAAGUUCGCCACGAUCAACAUCAUUGGCGCAGUGAUCAGUGUACCAAACGAGCUUGGCUUUGCUCUUGUCGGCAUCAAUGCCAUCUACAUGUUCAUCGUUACACUUGGCUCACCACUCUGGAACAAGAAGCGCAUUGAGUUCAAUUGGGAGCAACUUGGACAGGCACAAGGACCAAUGGUCAUACCCGAGUACAUUAUUGUGAUUCUUCAGACUCUGCUCUUCCCCGUCUUCUUGGCAAUGCAGCUCAUUCUGUUGAUACUCCCAUUGUUGGUGGCGCUGGGCGCCUAUCAAAACCCACGACAAUCAUUCGUAGACUACUGGCACAGCCUCUUCACCGACCGUCAAUGGUGGCGCGACACUGUUGGCGAGUUCUCAGCUGGAAUCUGGGUCGCACAGGGCGUCUGGGUGCUGGUGAUGCUCGUGUGUUGGAACGUGACGGUGCUGGUGUCUCGCAAACACUUCCCCCUGUUCUCACCAUGGCGCGCAUACUACUGGCUUGUCAAGAAGGUGUUUGUCGGACGCGUCUGGGGCUUGUACAAACAGUUGCUGGCCAGUCUGACAUACGUGUGCUUCCGUCUGCGUCGUGCAUGCUUCGUUGGCGAGAUCCUCAUGUUCCCACUGUUCCUCAUUUGGACCUGCUGGCCACUGAUCAUCCCCAUUGUCACCAAGAUCUACUACCUCUUCAUCCCCUUUGGUCUGCUCACACUGUUCCUCGUAGUGAUGAGCUAUCGCAUUAUCAAGGAGUCUUGGGGCGAGCCCAUCCCUGUGGACGCCACACCCAAGGUGGUCUUGACAGGCGUGUUUGUGGACAUUCUCGAGACGGGCGGCAUCGUCUUCACAUUCGAGGGUGUCAAGGACCCCCUGUUCGCGAUCAGAGAUGCACGUCUAUCAUUCGUUGGCGAUGAGAUCUGGAAGUGUAUCGAGAGUGCCAUUGGCAAGACCAAGUUGCGCGCAGCACUCAUGCUCACCAGCUACCCAAUCUCCCUGUGUCCACAGUUCCUAGACAUUAGCCUAGUAAAUGCAGCCACCUCCAACAUCACAUUCAAGCUCAACAUAGGUCUACAAGGCUCUGGUCUACUCAUCAAGAAGAAGAUCCUCAUCCGUACCAUCGAGAACAUUAUGAAACAUGGCAACCCUACCUUUGACUUUGUUAUCGAGUAUGGCAAGACUGACUUUGGCUGGAAGAAGCAUGGUAUAUUGUGUCAGUAUAACACUAGUCUGUCAAUCAUCUUGGAGGCUGGACUUGAUCAGAGCGCAGCCAAUCAUGCCAUUCCAGUACCCCAAAUGGAGAUAAGCGUGAUACCCAAUCAUUCACCGCCACCAAUUGCUCCACCUCUGCCAUCUGCACUAAAGAACCCUACAAGAGUCCAACGCACGACAUCCACUGCACCACCAGUUCAACUGAACGAAUCGAUGGAUCCUGAUCUAAGACUGGCCAUCGAGUUGAGUUUGGCUGAGGAGCAAAGCAGACAACAACAACAGAACAACAACGACAAUUCCAAUCAGACACUCGACGAGAGUGAUGACAAGGUAUUCUUUAAGAACCUCAAAGACAGCAUACAACGUGAACAUGUAAAUAGCCACAGUCGAAGUAAUAGCAAUAGUAGUAGUAGCAGCAGCGACGGUAACAAGCACGUCAAGUUCGAAGAGGAAGAAGAAGUCGACGACGACGACAUCAAGAAUAUUAUUACGACAGAGCAAUCAACUUCAUCAUUGAACAUUAACGAUGAAGAUCAACAACAACAACAAUCAACAGUGUCUGAUGACAUCAUCGAGGCUGAGCCAUUGCCAACUCAAACACACAAUAUCGAAGAGCCAGUCAACCUAGCCAAUGACAAUGACGACUUGAGCAGCAAUAGCAGUAGCAGUAGCAGGUAG